AUGAAGUUUAUCAUAUAUUUGUUCCUAUUCAUCGCCGCUUGCAAUGCUGCUUCGAACAACACCAUCUGCACGAAUGGUUUCAGUUUGAUCAACAAUAAAUGCUGGAAGUUAUUCCAAGAACCCGCAAACCACACGAUGGCGGAAAAGACUUGUACAGGAUAUGGUGGUACUUUGUUCAUGGCAAAAACUGCAAUUGACAACAGAGCUGUUGGUAACUAUGUGAGUAGCUUUGGAAUCGAUCAUAUUUGGAUGGGCGUGUUUUGUAUCGGAAAUUCCAAGAGUCAGUGUUAUUUUGACAAUCAAGUUGGGUCUACGGCCAUUUAUGAUAACUUUGCACCAGGAUUCCCAAAUUCUGGAACCGGUCGUUGCGUCUACUAUGCUGUGCCAGGCUCUCCAAGUGGACAAUGGAUCAACGGGGACUGCAUGGAACAACUCCCCUAUGUGUGUGAGCUUCCCACCACUCAUUCAGACAUUUGUGAUUAUAACUUCAAUGAUCACUGCUAUUUCCGUUUCAACGAGCUUCCAUUCAGUACUGCUCAACUCCAAUGCCAACAACUUUGUGGAAACUUGGUGUCGAUUCAUUCCGCGGAGGAAAAUCGUUACAUUACAUCCAUUUAUUCUCAAUUUUCUUAUGAUUUCAUCCGGAUUGGAGGCAUCGCAACGUCAAAUGACUUUGUUGUAUGGGCGGAUGGAUCAGUGAUGGAUUACAGUAAUCUAGAGACGUUCAGUACUGGUGGCAAUUGUCUAAAAAUGUCUCUCAAAACAACAUAUUCUCACUCGCGAGGCGCUUGGUACACUGAUGAUUGUUCUACUCUCGCACAUUUCGUUUGCAAACGACCGAUUGGAGUUCCUGACUGUAGUGGGACUCCUCCACCUGCUACAGUAGCCCCACCACCAAUCACUCCAGCGACCUGCACUACUGGAGUUCACGUGGCACCUGGAGUUAUUUCGUCUCCAAACUACCCGAACGCUUUCAGAUCCGGCUGCGCAUACACUCUCACAACAUAUGGCUCCAACAAAAUCAGACUAACGUUCAAUUAUGUGUACACUUAUUCCAACGCCGAUCCUAUUGACAUAUAUGAUGGUGAUUCGACAGAUGCACCAUUGAUAAAUACACUGUACGCAACAUGUGGUAGUAGUUGCACUGAUUAUUUUACAUCUACUGGUAAUACAAUGUAUGUCAACUUCCGUUACUCUUCUAACUCACAGAAUAACAUUGGCUUUAAUGCAACUUUUUACUCAGUAUUCUGA
Molecule: messenger RNA, 1251 nt
Organism: Caenorhabditis remanei
Lineage: Eukaryota; Metazoa; Nematoda; Chromadorea; Rhabditida; Rhabditidae
Exons: 4
Coding region: 1-1251 (416 amino acids)
Source: RefSeq, a predicted model, not a curated record